Molecule: messenger RNA, 1089 nt
Organism: Corapipo altera (White-ruffed manakin)
Lineage: Eukaryota; Metazoa; Chordata; Aves; Passeriformes; Pipridae
Product: maestro heat-like repeat-containing protein family member 6
Exons: 7
Cellular component (GO): cytoplasm
Source: RefSeq, a predicted model, not a curated record
CCCCGUGCGGGUGCGGGCUGCUGCCAGCCGGGCAGCCCGUCACCGCUCCGUGCCUUUCAGGCCCUGGUCUACCUGGACGUGAGGGAGUGCGGCGAAAGCGUCCUGCAGAUCCUUUCAAGGCACCUGUGGAGCGAGUGCCCGGAGAUGCGCCGCCAAGUGCUGAGAGGCCUGGUGGUGCUCAGCCAGGAUGCCGUGAUGGCCAAAAGAAUGUGCAGCCUGACUGAAAGCCUCGUGCAGCUCCUGUGGGACGCAGAUGGAGAGCUGCUCAGGAGGACUGUCAGCGUCCUCGGCUUUCUGUUCUCCGACAAAGACAUCCAGCUCUCCAGCCCCACCGCCCUGCAGCUGGCUGAGGCGCUGCAGCCGCUCUUCGACAACGCUGACAGCAGUGUGCAGCUGUCCUCCAUCCUCCUCUUCCGUGGGGUGAUGACAAUGGUCGAGAAAAAGGGAAAAAAGCCCCUGAAGCCACACGUACGCCAGAGCCUGCUUCCACUCUUCUUCCACUGCCAUGAUGAGAACCAGAGAGUGGCAGAGGCCUCUGGGGAAGCGCUGCUCUGUGUGGCCGGCUUAGUGAAGAGGAGGGAUCUCGAGAAGAUCGUGAAGAAGAAGGAGCUGUGGAGGUUCAGCGAGUGCCUGCUGGAAAAGGAGCGGAGCCGAGUGGCCGAGUACCUGCGCCAGGCCCUUCCAUACCUGGAGAGCCCACAGGAGCCCCUGCGAGAGGCGGCCGUCAGGUUCACAGGGAUGGCCGGGAGGUAUAUGCAGGGACAGCCUGAAGAGCUGCAGGACAUCAUGGACACCCUUGAGGGUAUGAGGAAUGACAGCAGCCCCAGCGUCUCGAGCCUGGCGCUUCAGAGCUUCUGUGUCCUCGAAGCUGUCCAGAGAGCUCCAUCCUGCUGAUGGCCGCAGCUGCGAGAGUGGCUCUGCAGGGCCUGCAAGAGCUGGCCUGCUCUGCGGGGCAGUUUCUGCCUGUGCUGCCAGCGCUCUGUGGAGGGUUGAGCUGGGAAGCUGUGUCUGCUGGGGCCACGUGAGCCUGCGAGGAAGACCCCUGCUCUGCAAGCACUUUCCUCUACCCCAACGUGGGACUAUAAAAUU